This is a messenger RNA of Achroia grisella, 1695 nucleotides long. RefSeq names its product UDP-glycosyltransferase UGT5-like. The transcript is spliced from 5 exons. The record is from RefSeq and is a predicted model, not a curated record. Bases 1 to 1695 code for a protein of 564 amino acids. Lineage: Eukaryota; Metazoa; Arthropoda; Insecta; Lepidoptera; Pyralidae. Gene Ontology annotation, molecular function: UDP-glycosyltransferase activity.
AUGGAUAUAAAAACGGUGAUCUUCAAUUUAGUAAUCAUUGUAUCUAUUGAAGCCUUUAGAAUACUUGCUGUGUUCCCAACGCCAUCGAUCAGUCAUCAGGUGGUAUUUCGUCCGUUGGUACAAGAACUAGUGACCCGUGGCCAUGAAGUCGUUGUUAUCACUACAGACCCUAUGUACCCUACAGGAGGAGGUCCUGAAAACUUAACAGAAAUAGACGUUGGAGACACUUAUGAACUCCUGAAAGAUGUAGGCGAAACAAGACUUACAGUAGUAAAUGAGUAUGUUAAUAUUAGAACGAGCAUAGAAACAGCUAUACCAAUGCUUUCAAAUGUAUUUUAUGAACAAUUGAAGAAUGAUGCUGUGAAGAGAAUCAUUGAAGAUAAGAAUGUUACAUUUGAUUUGUUGAUAAUUGAAGCGUGGUUACGACCAGUAUUAGCUUUCACUCAUAGAUUUAAAGUCCCUGUAAUUAGAUUUGGUUCUACCGGUUCUGUGUUGUCAGAGUAUGAAGUUAUGGGUAGUGUUAAACAUCCGUUGUAUUACCCAUCAAAUUUGUGUUCCCGAUGUGCAAAUAUAGAGAAUUUGACGUUUCUUGAGAAGCUAUAUGAAAUAUACAAUGAUAUUUAUAUAUCUAAUGUGUUCAAUGGUGCUGUAAAACAUGAGAAUGAAGUUAUGAGGAGUUUUUUCGGUGCUGAUAUGCCAAGUUUGGAUGAUUUAAGUGAUAAUGUAGAUCUGCUAAUCAGCAAUGUACAUCGAAAUUGGGAAUUCAAUCGUCCAAUGCCGAUUAGUGUUGUUCAAGUUGGUGGAAUACAUCUCAAGAGUGAAUGCACGUUACCAGAGGAUUUACAAAAAUAUUUAGAUUCUUCUAUCAAUGGGGUAGUAUAUAUUAGUUUUGGUACUAAUGUAGUGAUUUCGGCACUCAGCAAUGAUAAGCUGGAGGCGAUGAUUAGCGUGCUAUCUCAGCUGCCUUACGACGUUUUAUGGAAGUGGGACAAAGACGAAAUGCCUGGGAGGCCUAAGAACAUCAAGAUAUCGAAGUGGCUCCCGCAGGAAUGUCUGCUGAGACAUCCAAAAAUCAAAUUGUUCUUGACCCAAGGAGGGUUGCAGUCGACGGAGGAGGCCAUAGCUGCAGGCGUACCCCUUGUUGGGAUGCCAAUAAUGGCUGAUCAAUUUGGAAAUACACAAAAUUACGUCCGUCACAAAAUAGGGGUGAAACUACUAUUCGAUGACUUGACUGAAGAAAAUUUUCGAAAUGCACUUUAUACAGUGUUAAAUGAUGAAAGUUACCGCCAGAACGUGGAGCGUCUGCGCACGCUGAUCGAGCUGGAUGGCGGUCGGACCGCGGCGCGUGCUGCGCGGUGGGUGGAGCACGUGGUGCGGCACGGAGGCUCGCACCUGCGCGCGCCCGCCGCCCGCCUGCACGCUGCAGUCUACCACCAGCUCCACCUGCUGGCGGAGCUCGCAGCCGCCGUUAUCCUCGCCGCGUUCGUCCUCUACCAAGCCACUAAGUUUCUUGUAAGAUUCGUUUGGAGAAUAUUUACCAUGAAAGUCAUAAUUCAUCGCCAGAGUCACAGGAUCGAAGACGCUGUCCAUCGUGACCCUGGCAGUACAGGCUCUAAAGCUCACUUCUUAAAAGGCGCGCCUACACCUUGCCCCACCUUCUUGGGUGAUGGCAGAAGCCCCUGCGUCUACCGCUGA